CAGCGGCAGGAGAGAGCUGGUUCGGCGCGAAGAUGAGAGCCGUGGUGGUGGCCCUCGCCCUGCUCUGCCUGACGGGCACCCAAGCCCGCUACUUCUGGCAGCACGAUGAACCCCAGGCGCCCCUGGAUCGCCUCAAGGACAUGGUGGAAGUGUACCUGGAGACGGUGAAGGCCAGCGGCAAGGAAGCCAUCGCCCAGUUCGAGUCCUCCGCCGUGGGCAAACAGCUGGACCUGAAGCUGGCCGACAACCUGGACACGCUGGGCGCAGCCGCCGCCAAGCUGCGGGAGGACAUGGCCCCCUACUACAAGGAGGUGCGGGAGAUGUGGCUGAAGGACACGGAGGCCCUGCGCCAGGAGCUGACCAAGGACCUGGAGGAGGUGAAGGAGAAGAUCCGGCCUUUCCUGGACCAGUUCUCCACCAAGUGGACGGAGGAGCUGGAGCAGUACCGCCAGCGCCUGGCGCCCGUGGCCCAGGAGCUGAAGGAGCUCACCAAGCAGAAGGUGGAGAUGAUGCAGGAGAAGCUGACGCCGGUGGCCGAGGAGGCGCGGGACCGCCUGCGCGGGCACGUGGAGGAGCUGCGCAAGAACCUGGCGCCCUACAGCGACGAGCUGCGGCAGAAGCUGAGCCAGAAGCUGGAGGAGAUCCGGGAGAAGGGCAUCCCCCAGGCCGCCGAGUACCAGGCCAAGGUGGUGGAGCACCUCGGCAACCUGCGCGAGAAGGUGACGCCCCUGCUGCAGGACUUCAAGGAGCGCCUCACCCCCUACGCCGAGAGCCUCAAGACCCGCUUCAUCACCCUCCUGGACGACCUCCAGAAGAGCGUGGCCUGAGCCGCCGGCCGGCACGGCCAGGGACUGACCCCGGCCCCGCUCCCGCAGCCGCCCCGGGGGGGCUCUGGGGACGGGCUGCGGGAGCCCCGGGCCAGGCCAGCCCCGGGGCGUCCUCCCUGGGGACCCCCCUCCUCCCCUCCCGCCGCCUCCCCUCCCCGAACCGGCGUCAGUCUCAGCUUUGCCUUCCUUUUGUCAAAUAAACACGACUUAAGUUAUUGGA
Gymnogyps californianus (California condor) is the source of this 1047-nucleotide messenger RNA. It is a transcript of the gene APOA1, whose product is annotated as apolipoprotein A1. The coding region runs from base 33 to 827 and encodes 264 amino acids. NCBI's taxonomy places the organism in Eukaryota, Metazoa, Chordata, Aves, Accipitriformes, Cathartidae. The transcript is spliced from 4 exons. The record is from RefSeq and is a predicted model, not a curated record. Gene Ontology annotation, molecular function: lipid binding; high-density lipoprotein particle receptor binding. Gene Ontology annotation, biological process: lipid transport; lipoprotein metabolic process. Gene Ontology annotation, cellular component: extracellular region.